This is a messenger RNA of Closterium sp. Naga37s-1, 837 nucleotides long. The record is from the annotation of a GenBank genome assembly. Lineage: Eukaryota; Viridiplantae; Streptophyta; Zygnematophyceae; Desmidiales; Closteriaceae.
AUGGUCCCUGUACAGUCUUUCACAGGUGGGCUGCUGGGCACAGGUGGGCUGCUGGUCACAGGUGGGGCUGCUGGUCACAGGUGGGGCUGCUGGUCACAGGUGGGGCUGCUGGUCACAGGUGGGGCUGCUGGUCACAGGUGGGGCUGCUGGUCACAGGUAGGGCUGCUGGUCACAGGUGGGGCUGCUGGUCACAGGUGGGGCUGCUGGUCACAGGUGGGGCUGCUGGUCACAGGUGGGGCUGCUGGUCAUAGGUGGGGCUGCUGGUCACAGGUGGGGCUGCUGGUCACAGGUGGGGCUGCUGGUCACAGGUGGGGUUGCUGGUGCUGGUGCUGGCGGCUGGCGCUGGUGCUGGUUCCUGGUGCUGGCAGCUGGCACUGGGGCUGGUUCCUGAUGCUGGCGGCUGGCGCUGGGGCUGGUUCCUGGUGCUGGCGGCUGGCGCUGGUGCUGGUUCCUGGUGCUGGCGGCUGGCACUGGGGCUGGUUCCUGGUGCUGGCGGCCGGCGCUGGGGCUGGUUCCUGGUGCUGGCGACUGGCGCUGGGGCUGGUUCCUGGUGCUGGCGGCUGGCGCUGGGGCUGGUUCCUGGUGCUGGCGGCUGGCGCUGGGGCUGGUUCCUGGUGCUGGCGGCUGGCGCUGGGGCUGGUUCCUGGUGCUGGCGGCUGGCGCUGGGGCUGGUUCCUGGUGCUGGCGGCUGGCGCUGCGACCGCCGGUGCGACGGGCGAGGUGCAAGGUGGCGCUGGCUGCAGUCGAUGGCGCAAACGCGAUCGCGGGCCGCUGGCGACUUCGCUGGCGACUUCGCUGGCGGGUCGCUGGCGGCGGGUCCGCUGGCGUUCGCCAUAG